Messenger RNA from Rana temporaria (common frog), 3576 nucleotides. RefSeq names its product WD repeat-containing protein 64-like. Bases 169 to 2787 code for a protein of 872 amino acids. Gene Ontology annotation, molecular function: protein binding. NCBI's taxonomy places the organism in Eukaryota, Metazoa, Chordata, Amphibia, Anura, Ranidae. The record is from RefSeq and is a predicted model, not a curated record. The transcript is spliced from 27 exons.
CAUAGUUAACUAUGGGACCUUUUGAGCGCAGGCAGAGUGCUGCUGGCACUACACAGUACGGCUGUCCCAGGAAGUACCCAACGCUGCUCUCUACCCACACUCUGUUGAUAAGGACUUCUGUCUUUCCUCUGAACCUUCUGAUUUGUAAGCUUGUUUUAGGUGCUUAUUAUGGAAGAACUGGAGUCUCAUCAUCAUCUUCAUGAACAACCAAAUUACAAGGUGACUUUUCAGCUUCCUGCAGUAAUAGCAGACACUCCGCACCGGGAACCAUUAAUACAGAUAUCUCCCAUGCCAGACAAUACAUUAUUGGCAUUAGGACAAGAUGGUCUUCUCUCAGUUUGGACAUCAGAUCUUAAACUGAAGAAAAGUCGGUUUAUUCUGGAUGAAAACAAACAACAAAACAGGAAAAUAAAAUGGAUUUCAGACUCCACACUGAUGCCUCAUUAUAACAAGAUAGUUGUUGGAACAUGUGACAGAGAGAUACGUCUUUAUGAACUCUCCAACUUUGAACCAUAUUGUCAGAUAGUGGGUUUUGAGACAAUACCACUGCACCUUGGUUACAGUCAGCGAGAUACUGAGGAGGGUGUUAUUUAUUUUGGUGAUGAGCAAGGAUGUGUUAACAUUAUUCUAAUUUCACGCAUGGCAGAAACUCUCAGGAACUGGACAAAAUGCCAAGCUGUGGAAGAAAUUCCUAGUAUUUCAAUAGAUAACAUUGCAGACCUAAGCCAUGUUAAGCUUGUUCGUUGGAAGGUGCACAAUGACUGGGUUACACAGAUCAGAUAUGUCCAUUCAAUUGAAUCAAUUAUUUCAAGCUCCAAUGAUGAUUACACAUCUCUAAUAAUAGGUUGCGUAGAGGGAACAAAAAAUUUGCAGAAGCGCUUAAAGGAUCUAAUGGAGUUUGGCAAUGUGAAGAGCAAACGCCCCUCGUUGGCCAGCCAUGCUCCUCUCAAAAGAAAUAUCAGUGAUGAAUCCCUCUUCAGGGUUAAAAGAGGCGUCAAAACAUUUGAUUUCUCCAAGGAAGCCAAUGUUCUUGUUACCGGAGGCAUGGAUAGGAUUGUUCGUAUAUGGAAUCCAUAUGUACCUGGGUGGCCCACUGGAUUACUGCGUGGACACUCCUCACCUAUAAGCUACAUACAGAUUGCUGAUGAAAACACAAAGAUCUAUUCAGUGUCUACAGACUGUGCUGUGAUGGUAUGGGACAUUGAAAAUCACAGCUGUCUUCUCAAUUGUAUAUCCAAAGCAAGUCAGGUCAGAGGAGAGCUUGCUACAUGUUACUUUUCACAUCAACUCCAUGCCCUCUACUUAGCAACUGAUGCCCUUGCUCUAUUGCAGAUACAAGAAAGUGCUACACAAAAUGGAUCGCCAUCUGUUUCUCACAAUGAGCCUGUCACCAGCUGUCUAUAUAAUCAUUUCCAUCAGCAGAUAAUUAGCUGCACAGAGGCUUCUGUUAUGAAGACUUGGGACCUUUUGACGGGACAGCUUAUCUGUGAAGUACAAGCAGAUGAUGGAUGGUCGGCUGUCACAUGCCUUGCACUGGACUCUGGUGGUAACAGACUGGUUACCGGCAGUAUGAAUGGCAGUGUUAAGCAGUGGGAUUACAUGUCAGAUUCCAUCACCUUCAUGAAGAUGCUGAGACUAGGAAGUUCAGAACAACCAAGAGUUGGAAUCAGUGACGUCACUUACGCAGAGCACAGUAAUUAUCGGUAUAUAAUAUCAGUUUCCUGUGAUGGACGCAUUCGAAUUUUCCAGGAUCAGCAUGAAGCAUCAAUUUCAGCUGAAGAUUACCCACAUUGCACCUGGGAAAAUCAUAUGACAGAAGGGAAAUUCUCCCUGGCUGCAUCGUCUUGGAAUCUCAUGGCUACAUCAAACUAUGCUGGUGAAGUCUGUGUGUGGAGCCUUGGAUCUGGAGAUGUAUUUUCUCACCUUAAGGUGCCAGAGGGAGAAGAACUUGACAAUGGAACAGAUGACUUGAUCAUCAACAAAGUUCUUUUCAUGGGCUCAAGAGUUGAGAGAGGAAAUGAAGCUGCAGUUUUAAUAGCCAGCGGACCUAAAGGCAAUAUUACAUUCUGGAGUAUUGCUGAUGGGGGCAAAGUCUUUGGAAGGUUUGCAGGUUCACAUUACAAGUCUGUUGUGAGUGAUAUAGCCAUCAGUGAAGAUGAUUCAAUCCUGUGUGCAGCUGAUGAGUACUUCUAUGUCUACAUUUGGGAUAUUUUAGAGUAUGCCUUGAAGGGACCAGAGGAAAAACCACCUGUCUUACUGCACUGCUGGAGAGCACAUCUUUGUGCAAUUAGCAGAGUUAUACCAGUGGUAAAGCAUAAGGUAAUAGUCACAUCAUCCCAAGACUGCACAGUAAAACUUUGGACAAUGCAUGGAGAAUAUAUAGGAACAUUUGGACAAGGCAAACCAUGGUGUAUUAAGCACACAGAAGUCAAGAAGGAAAGCAGCAAUAAAAAUUGCAUCUAUAAGGAACAAGUGUCACCUGCUGUGUUUGAAUCUAGACAAGAGCCAGAAGAACAAGCACAGGAAAACAAUAGCCCAGAGGGAGAGGUAUUUUCCAUCCCAAUAGAUGAAAAAGACAUUGCAAAAGAUCUAAGGAAGAUAACACACAACUCCAAAAACAGCAGGAUAAAAAAUGUGGGCUCUAAGCAGUUGGAACUCCAGCAGUCUUGGGGAAGACUCAGUGCUUAUAAAUCCUUACAGAUUUGUGACUUGAUGCCAGUGCCAGCUACCAUCCGGAAGCCAAACCUAAGAGCAGUACUCAAUGACCCAUAUGACCUGGCAUUCUAGCCCUGUUAGUCAUCAGUAACUCAUGAACCAAUGGCUGUUCUAAAUUUAACGUGCAUUGGGUCUGCCUAAAUAACAUUCGAGGAUGACUGGAUGUUGCUGGAGAUACUGUAAAUGUGAUUCCUGCUGAAAAAGCUUUAGUAACCAAAGCAACAGCCUCACUCCUCAUGGAGCCAAGCUUUCAGAGAAGGAUGCUAUGUAAUCUUUGUAACAGAAAAUUCCACACGUAAUCAUGGCAGCAUACAUAAAACAAUAAAUGCUCAACACAAAACAACAAUAUAUUGUAAAACAGUAUAAUCAUGCAUACUUGUAAAACAGGUUUGUAAAGCGAUGGUAUCACAUGGCAGGUUGAGUAAGUGACAAUACGAUCAAAGAGUUCUGUUACUCCCAGAAUUAUGGAGCGUCUUACUCCUAAUGCACAAAUAUAACCAACCUAUGGGAUCCUCUGCUAUAUAAACCUGUAAAAAACAUUAAUGUAAAAUAAAAUUAUUAUUUUGGUUCAUGAAGAAUAUACAACAUAGAUGUAAUACAAUAUCUUGCAGUAAAGUGCUAGAGAACACUCAAAGGCAGGUCCCACAUCUCUGUUGUACUUUACAGGUAAAACCAUAUGUACCAUUUUAGUUCUGUCAUGCUCAAUUAUGAAACAAAGAUGUAUACCAGGAUAUAUUUACUCUACUGUAUGUAAGAUAAUUAUAAUGUUCCUUUCAAUAUGUGAAGAUAAUAACAUUUAUAGUAUGCAGGAGGAACUAAACCACUAAGAAGAAAAAAAAGUAUAAAGUAAUAUAUUCCAAA